AUGGCUCGUCUUACACGACCCAGGUCCAAACUCCCAUUGGAUUCAUUGCAAAAUAGCAGCGGCAAGCGCCAGAAGAAAGCCUCUCAACAUACACGGUUCCCCUCAAUGCAACAUUUCUUCAAUCAGAAGCGACAAGAUCUCCUCGAUUCGACGCCUACCACGUACAAUUUCCAUACACGGGUCGUUCCUGACGCAGGAGGCGAAUUGAUCCAACCCUUACCUUCGGGUCGACCACGGGAUGUCUUCACGGACGUGGGCGCAAGCGAGCAGAGAAAGAGGCACAUCAGUAAGAGGCAGCAGAGGGAGCAUGAUCCACGUUGGUGCGUUGCCAGGUACCAAUUGCUCAGGAUGUGGAAUGCGGAUCCCGUCGCCGGAGAGCAGAUGGCUGAACAAGAGAGGGCAACACCGAAGAUGAGGUCGCAACUCAUGAAAUAUAGACUGAGGGAGUACAAUCCGGUCGAACGGGAAGCAAGUGCUUGCAAAGGUACGCCAUCAAUGAAGAGGGUUGCAGAUGAUGCACGGGAGCAUGCUGAAAGCGAAUCGUCAGGAAAGAAACAAAAGCUCGAUAAUGCAGAAAGCAAGGGCCACUCCUCUGGCUCUCAACCAUCCUUGGGCAAUCACAUGUCGAGCUCGUCAUUAGCUGCUGGUACAGGCUUAUCCGGGGCGAGGGCGCAAGACUCCACAAAACUUCGAAGCAAACAGGCACCUGGAUAUCGUCGAAGCACUUCCGUCGAUGAACAACAAAAACUCGACGAAGUGCUUCAAGUUGUGCAGAAAAUCCGAGAGCAGACGCGCGGCUGUGAUGGGAAGGAGAACAUCAAUAUCACUGAGCAAGGCAAAUAA
This is a messenger RNA of Exophiala viscosa, 843 nucleotides long. RefSeq lists its product as uncharacterized. The record is from RefSeq and is a predicted model, not a curated record. The coding region runs from base 1 to 843 and encodes 280 amino acids. The transcript has a single exon. Lineage: Eukaryota; Fungi; Ascomycota; Eurotiomycetes; Chaetothyriales; Herpotrichiellaceae.